UCGGCGUGUUAGGCAAGUUAAUGAAGAACCAUGGCGUCGUAUGAGGAACAACUUUGUACGAGGACAACGAGCGACGAGCGACAACAACUGGACGCGAAAAUGCUGUUUUACGUCCAAGGGUCGCGGGCGUGCUGGAGCCUAUCCCAGCUAUCAUCGGGCAGGAGGCGGGGUACACCCUGAACUGGUCGCCAGCCAAUCGCAGGGCACAUAUAAACAAACAACCAUUCGCACCUACGGACAAUUUAGAGUCUUCAAUCAACCUACCGUGCAUGUUUUUGGGACGUGCGAGGAAACCGGAGUACCCAGAGAAAACCCACGCAGGCACGGGGAGAACAUGCGAACUCCACACAGGCGGGGCCGGAAUUUGAACCCCAGUCCUCAGAACUGUGAGGCAGAUGUGCUAACCAGUCGCCUAAAUGUACAGUUAAAGGAUAUUUUUCUAGUUUAUAAUACUCUUAUCAACAAAUAAGUUUACCUUUUGCAAAUAUAUUUAUUAUCGCAACAUUUCAAAUUAAAGCCCAACAAAAAACAACAGAUGGGCAUGUACUGUAAAACUGUAUUGUACUGUACUGUAACUGUUACUGUAAAACUAAACACAAAAUGAAAAAAAUUACACACAUUGUACAUUUAAAUACAACACAUACUCCAUUUAACAAACAAAUCGCAUCGUUAGAAAAAUCGCCAGCUUAACGCUAACACACAAUGUAAACCGCCAUUGACAGGCUAACACAAAAUUAGCAAAGAAAUCAUGGCAAAUGUUCUCAAAUAGCAAAUCUUCACACUCUAACGCUUUUCAGAACACAUACUGACAGAUAAUAUAACGAUAUAACUUAGUAACUCGCUUGUUUUGCUUUGGAAGUUUACAUGACUACUGAAGUUUCUUGCAUGUAUGUUGCUUUUCAAGCCUUCCGAGGAGAGGAGGAGGAAAAAGAGGUUCCACCCCCCCCUUGUGUUAAAGAGGAAGAGGAGGACCCAGAGUGCCCUCACGUUAAAGAGGAAGAGGAGGUGUUGGAUGUCAGCGAGUUGCCGUUAACUGUUGUCGUCGUGAAGAGCAAAGAUGAUGAAGACGAAGCACCCGAGUGGUCACAGCUUCAUCAUUCCAGUGCAAGUGGAGGGAAGUGUGGAGCACUACCAGCAGACAACCUCGUAGCUCCACUGUCACAGAGUGAAGACAUAGAAGAAGCUUUUAGGAAUGACGCAGACAAACACUUGAAAACCUCUGGAAAGAAGACAACCGACUUGGAUCAAAAACCCUUUAACUGCUCAGUUUGUGGUAAAGUCCUUUCUUAUAAGCGCAGUUUGAACGCGCACAUGAGAACACACACAGGGGAAAAACCUUUUAGCUGCUCCGUUUGUGGUGAAUGUUUUCUUCGAAAGGGAAACAUGAUUAGACACUUCAAGACACACUCGAAAGAAACACCUUUCAGCUGCUCAGUUUGUAGCGAAAGCUUUUCACAUGUGUGUAGUUUAAAUAAACACACGAAAACGCAUACAGAAGAAAAUAAAUUUACUUGUUCAGUUUGUGGGAAAAGUUUUCCUCGAAAAGGAAAUAUGGUAAGACACAUGAGAACGCAUGCAAGAGCAAAACCUUUUCGUUGCUCCCUUUGUGGCGAUACAUUUACACAAAAGGUCUCAUUGAUUGCACACACAGCGACACACAAGGGAGAAAAACCUUUCACUUGCUCAGUUUGUGGUGAGUGGUAUUCUCACAAGCGCAGUCUUAAAGUACACAUGCGGACGCACACAGGAGAAAAACGCUUCAGUUGCUCCGUAUGUGCUGAAUGUUUUACGUAUAAGCACAAUUUGAUGGCACACAUGGCAACACACACGGGAGAAGAAGCUUUUAGUUGUUCAACUUGUGCUAAAGGCUUUACUUGUAAGCAAAAUAUGAACAUGCACAUGAGGACUCACACGGGAGAAAAACCUUUUGCGUGCUCCAUUUGUGGCGAAAGCCUUUCUUAUAAGCAGAGUUUGAAAGUACACAUGCGGACACACACAGGAGAAAAACCCUUUAGUUGUUCAGUUUGUGGUGAGAAAUUUGCUCUAAAGGUGACUUUGAUUGCACACAUAGCAACACACACCGGAGAAAAACCCUUUACCUGUUUGGUUUGCAGCGAAAGCUUUAACUAUAAGCACAAUUUAAAAUCACACAUGCAGACGCACACGGGAGAAAAAACCUUUAGUUGUCUGUUUUGUGGAAAAAGAUUCAGUCAAAAGUCAAAUAUGACGACACAUAGGAGGACCCACACAGGAGAAAAACCCUUUUGUUGCUUGGUUUGCGGCAGUAAAUUUGGUCACAAAGUGUCUUUGAAUGCGCACAAGCAGACACACGAUGUAAAAUAAACAUUCACCUGCCUGGUGAUGCAAAAACAUUUUUUCCUAUCAUGUCUUAUGCGUACUAUUGGAUUAAAUGUUUUGGGACUUCA
Phyllopteryx taeniolatus (common seadragon) is the source of this 2426-nucleotide messenger RNA. Its product is annotated as gastrula zinc finger protein XlCGF57.1-like. The coding region runs from base 865 to 2343 and encodes 492 amino acids. Lineage: Eukaryota; Metazoa; Chordata; Actinopteri; Syngnathiformes; Syngnathidae. The record is from RefSeq and is a predicted model, not a curated record. Gene Ontology annotation, molecular function: DNA-binding transcription repressor activity, RNA polymerase II-specific. Gene Ontology annotation, biological process: negative regulation of transcription by RNA polymerase II. The transcript is spliced from 2 exons.